Molecule: messenger RNA, 4258 nt
Organism: Bufo gargarizans (Asiatic toad)
Lineage: Eukaryota; Metazoa; Chordata; Amphibia; Anura; Bufonidae
Gene: ANKFY1
Product: ankyrin repeat and FYVE domain containing 1
Exons: 25
Coding region: 43-3537 (1164 amino acids)
Molecular function (GO): metal ion binding; protein binding
Source: RefSeq, a predicted model, not a curated record
AUCUAUCCGCUGCUCUCGCGAUAUCAGCCGGGCGGAUCCAUCAUGGCGGAAGAGGAAGUGGGCAAAUUGCAGAAGCACUUGGCGCUUCUACGCCAGGAAUAUGUCAAACUACAGCAGAAACUGGCAGAAACAGAAAAGAAAUGCACCCUUCUAGCCGCCCAGACGAGCAGAGAGGUUUCCGACGAGUCUUUCAUCAGCCGCCUCCUGGCAAUUGUCGCCCAGUUGUACCAACAGGAGCAUUACAGUGACCUGAAGAUAAAAGUUGGAGACCAGAACAUCAACGCUCAUAAGUUUGUGUUGGCUGCCAGAAGUGAGACAUGGAGUCUGGCCAACCUGGCAUCUACAGAAGAACUAAACCUGUCAGAUUCUGACCCCGAGGUGACCAUGGCAAUGCUUCGCUGGAUCUAUACUGAUGAGCUGGACUUGCGGGAGGACGAUGUCUACUUAACAGAGUUGAUGAAGCUUGCAAACAGGUUUCAGCUUCAGCUCCUGAGAGAAAGGUGUGAAAAGGGAGUCAUGUCGCUGGUGAAUGCAAGGAACUGUAUCCGCUUCUACCAGACAGCAGAAGAACUCAAUGCCACCACCCUGUUAAACUAUUGUGCUGAGAUCAUUGCAAGUCACUGGGACGAUCUAAGGAAGGAAGACUUCAGCUCAAUGAGUGCUCAGCUAUUGUACAAAAUGUUUAAAUCAAAGACUCAAUUUUCUUUACACAAAGCAAUUAAAGUGGAAAGAGAAGAUGUUGUUUUCUUGUAUCUGAUAGAGAUGGAUUCCCAGUUGCCUGCAAAAUUAAAUGAGCUGGACCAAAAUGGAGAUCUUGCCCUGGAUCUUGCUCUGUCUCGGAAGCUAGAGAGCAUAGCCACCACCUUAGUCAACAGUAGGGCAGAUGUUGAUAUGGUAGACAAGAAAGGUUGGAGUCUGUUGCACAAAGCAAUCCAAAGGGAGGAUAAAUUUGCUGCCAAUUUCCUAAUUAAAAAUGGUGCACGUGUAAAUGCUGCUACGAUUGGGGAACAAGAGACUCCACUACAUCUUGUAGCUGCUUGCUCAAUGAAGGAGCGCUCUCUAGAAGUGAUGUCCGAUAUAGCACAAAUUGCUGAGGCACUCUUGCAUGCGGGAGCUAAUCCCAACAUGCAGGACAGUAAAGGAAGGACUCCUCUACAUAGAGCUAUUCUUUCUAGAAAUGAAUAUGUGUUCAACCAGCUGCUUCAAUGCAAACAAUUAGAUUUAGAACUAAAGGAUCAUGAAGGAAGUACGGCUUUGUGGCUUGCUGUCCAGUACAUCACAGUGUCCUCUGACCAGUCUGUGAACCCUUUUGAUGAUGUCCCUGUGGUUAACGGAACUUCGUUUGAUGAGAAUAGUUUUGCAGCAAGGCUGAUUAAACGUGGCAGCAACACAGAUGCUCCCGACACAGUAACAGGUAACUGCUUGUUACAAAGAGCUGCGGGGGCAGGGAAUGAGGCGGCUGCUCUGUUUUUGGCAACCCAUGGGGCUCAAGUCAAUCAUAAAAAUAAAUGGGGGGAGACGCCUUUACACACAGCUUGCCGACAUGGUCUUCCCAACCUAACUACAGAGCUAUUACAGCAAGGAGCCAAUCCAAACCUACAGACACAAGAACCCAUUUCUGCGCCUAAAGGGUCCCCACCAACCAGCACAUAUCUCCAAACACCACUGCACAUGGCAAUAGCCUACAACCACCCAGAUGUUGUGACAGUCAUAUUAGAGCAGAAAGCCAAUGCUCUGCACGCAACAAAUAAUCUUCAGAUCAUUCCUGACUUCAGCCUGAAGGACUCAAGAGAACAAACUGUAUUGGCACUGGCCUUAUGGACAGGGAUGCAUGUCAUUGCUGCACAGUUGCUUGGGUCAGGCGCCGCUAUCAAUGACACCAUGUCAGAUGGACAGACCCUGCUACACAUGGCAAUAAGAAGACAAGACAGUAAGAGUGCCCUCUUCCUACUGGAACAUCAGGCCGAUAUAAAUAUCAGGACCCAAGAUGGGGAGACUGCACUUCAGCUAGCCAUUAAAAAUCAGCUUCCCUUAGUGGUUGAUGCUAUUUGCACACGAGGGGCAGACACGUCUGUUACUGAUGAGCAUGGAAACCCCCCACUGUGGAUCGCACUGGAGAAUGACUUGGAGGACAUUGCAUCCACAUUGGUAAGACAUGGAUGUGAUGCAACAUUUUGGGGUCCAGGCCCUAGUGGAUGUCUACAGACCCUUCUACAUAGAGCCAUCGAUGAGAACAAAGAGCAGGUUGCUUGCUUCCUCAUACGCAGUGGCUGCGAUGUAAACAGUUCCAGAAAACCAGGACCAAAUGGAGAAGGGGAAGAGGAGGCCAGAGAUGGGCAGACCCCUGUGCACUUGGCAGCAAGUUGGGGAUUAGAAGAAGUAGUUCAGUGCCUUUUGGAGUUUGGUGCCAAUGUGAAUGCACAGGAUGCAGAAGGAAGAACUCCAAUACAUGUUGCCAUCAGCAAUCAGCACCGUGUAAUAAUCCAGUUAUUGAUCUCACACCCAGAAAUCAGGUUGAAUGUGAGGGAUAGACAGGGCAUGACCCCUUUCGCAUGUGCCAUGACAUUCAAAAAUAACAAAGCUGCAGAGGCCAUAUUAAAGCGAGAACCAGGAGCGGCGGAGCAGGUGGAUAACAAAGGAAGGAAUUUUCUGCAUGUGGCCGUGCAGAAUUCUGACAUUGAGAGUGUGCUGUUCCUGAUUAGUGUGCAAGCCAAUGUCAACUCAAGAGUGCAGGAUGCUUCCAAGUUAACGCCUCUGCAUCUGGCUGUGCAGGCGGGAUCUGAGAUCAUUGUCCGCAACCUGCUUCUUGCAGGUGCCAAAGUGAAUGAACUGACAAAACACCGUCAGACUGCCCUUCACCUUGCAGCACAACAAGAUCUCCCUACUAUCUGUUCUGUACUUCUGGAGAAUGGUGUUGAUUUUGGAGCUGCAGAUGAAAAUGGGAACAAUGCACUUCAUCUAGCAGUAAUGCAUGGUCGCCUGAACAAUAUUCGCUGUCUUUUAACGGAAUGUAAUGUUGAUGCAGAGGCACUAAAUUUGAGGGGCCAAUCGCCAAUGCAUAUUUUGGGGCAGUAUGGAAAGGAAAAUGCAGCUGCUAUCUUUGAACUCUUCCUGGAAUGUAUGCCAGAAUAUCCCCUUGAUAAACCAGAUUCAGAAGGAAACACAGUUCUUCUCUUGGCCUACAUAAAAGGUAACGCCAAUCUCUGCCGAGCCAUUGUGAAAGCAGGAGCCAGACUUGGAGUGAACAACAACCAAGGGAUCAACAUAUUUAACUAUCAAGUUGCUACAAAACAGCUUCUUUUUAGACUUCUAGACAUGUUAACUCAAGAACCUCCAUGGUGCGAUGGUUCCAAUUGCUAUGAGUGUGCUGCCAAGUUUGGCGUUACAACACGAAAGCACCACUGUCGACAUUGUGGACGACUCCUGUGUCAUAAAUGCUCAACAAAGGAGAUUCCCAUUAUCAAGUUUGACUUGAAUAAACCAGUUCGAGUUUGCAACAUAUGCUUUGAUGUUUUGACUCUGGGUGGAGUAUCUUAGUAUACUUGGCGGCAUAAUCUUGCUACAUGAAGAAUGGCAGCUUAAAAGGCUGUUGGGUUGAGUUGCAGAUGUUUGCACUUCAUCAUGGACGAAGGACCAUAUUAUGAUAUAUUACAGUAUAAACAAUUUGAUUGUACAUGUAUAGGCUUUGCUAGAUACUAACUGGACUCCUUUUUAAGUCAAGUGCAAAAUAUCUACUAGUUUGGGAAAAUACGACGUUGAUCUGAGGAUCAAUGCAUCAUGUCAACAGUCUCUUCUCUGUCCUCAAGAGCUUUUCAGACUACCACUAAUUUACAUGAUCUUAAAAUGUCUUCUGCCUGUAAAAUACGUGCUGUGUCCUCCCAUAAUCCGUGGGUGAAUAUACAAGAGGAACUUCUUUUGUAAUACAGGGUUCAGUUUGAGGAAAGCCAAUAAAAUUGUGGCCUUAAAAUUAUAAGCUGUAAAACCAACAUGAUGAUGAAAUCUUCAUAGCACCUUCCCCAUUUAGUAUGCCCAUCUCAUGAAAUAGAAACUGGUUUCGCCAUCCUUAUUACCAACUAAUCAGAGGCCUCUAUAAUUUUGUCAUUACCGAUCCUGAUAAUUUCAUUGUACUUCUCACACACUUGCACAAUGUCUCUCAUUUCCUCAUAAUACAAGUGUUCCAUGUAAUAGAUUUAAACACUAACAUGUCAUAAGAAAAAAAAUCAUUUGUUAUAGAAAUUAAAUAUCCAAGCUACAUGGA